UGGGAAGUGGCGGUCCGGAAUCUAGGCGACGGGGCGAGACGGGGCGAGACGGGGCCGGUAGGUGGCAGGAAGGGGCUGGGCCGGAGCUGGCGGGAGGGCCAGCCCCCGAGGCCCCCGCCCUGGCUUGCCCGCCCCGGCCGCGGAGGAGAAAACGGAGGAUGAUCUCCAGAUACACUCGGAAGGCCGUGCCACAGAGCGUGGAGCUGGCUCGUGAGAGAAAAUAGUGUUCUCUUCUCCCAACCCUGGUGGAAGCUGUCUCUUGUCCUUGGGUCACCAGCGGAGAGUAUGCCAUCCUUGCUGUCCUAAGACUGUUUUUUGUGCUGUUUACUACGUGAAUUGAGGGAAUGGAUAUCCAGAAGCACUUUAUGUUCCCACAGUGCUUCUGGCCCCACUGAAGCUGAAUGCUACAAUAAAGUUGAACGUGUCUAGUUCCAAACACUUUGCAAAGCUGUUUGCUUGAAUGCAUUAGCGAAACCAGGAGACCGACUUGGCACAUCCUGCAGCUAAAGAUAACAGAUCUAAAGAUUGUAUCUAGAAGAUGGUGCAGCUGGGAAGUACAAACCAAGUGGCAGUCCAAUUCGAAAACCUGUUAUCAAGACUUUACACACACACUGCCUUCCCACCCCCGGCAAAUAAUGAUCAGUUUUGUUUGUGGACUAAAAAGCAAGCACUUGUAGCUUAAAGACCUGCUUUGUACGCUUAGUAAAGUGUUGUGACUUGGCAGGAAAGGAAUAACAAAGCAUGCUCUUAACCAUCAUCCCCUUCCAGAGCAACUGGAUGACAUUUCCUCUACCAAUGACGGCCAUGAAAAAGAUACAAGUUCUCAAAGGAACUCACCGAGUUCAGACGUCCUGUCACCAUUUCUGAACUACCUCCAGUGGUAAACCGAGAUGCCACCAGUGGACACUGAGCAGCACAGCUACCGUCGUUUCUGUAUUGUGAGUGAGUCUGACAUCACCCAAGAAUCACCGUUUACAUCAACUGACACCGGGAACUCGCGUUCUGCUUUUCCAAGCUAUGCAGGCACAGGGAUCUCUACAGAAGGCAGCUCCGACUUCUCUUGGGGAUAUGGUGAACUUGACCAAAAUGCCACUGAGAAAGUGCAGGCCAUGUUCACCGCCAUCGAUGAGCUCCUUUACGAGCAGAAGCCGAGUGUGCACACACAGAGUCUGCAGAAAGAGUGCCAGCAGUGGGCAUCCAGCUUUCCUCACCUCAGGAUUCUAGGUAGGCAGAUAAUCACUCCAAGUGAAGGCUAUGGAUUGUACCCUCGAUCACCUUCUGCUGUGUCAACUUCACAUGAAGCAACCUUGUCUCAAGAGAGAGACUCUACCAUAUUUGGUAUAAGGGGAAAGAAGUUACAUUUUUCAUCUUCUUAUGCUCAUAAAGCAUCUCCCAGCACUAAACCCUCUGGCUUGUCCACUGCGGAAGGGGGAGAGGUGGACUGUAUAAUCUUUUCUGAAGGAAUAAUUGAGGAGUACCUGGCUUUCGACCACACAGACACGGAAGAGGAAUUUCAUGGAAACAAAUCAGAAGCAGCUACAGAGAAACAGAAAUUAGGGUACCCUCCCAUUGCUCCAUUUUACUGCAUGAAAGAGGAUGUCCUUGCUUAUGUUUUUGACAGCGUGUGGAGCAAGGUUGUGGGCUGUAUGGAGCAGUUGACACGUAGUCACUGGGAGGGAUUUGCUUCUGAUGAUGAGAGUAACAUUGAAAUUACCAGACUGGAUUCGGCAAGUCCCUGUGUGCUGAAUGAACAGCAUCCCUUGGUUUUACCUCGAGUGCCGCAGUCUAAGGUGCUGUCCAUCACCUCAAAUCCGAUGAGUUUCUGUCAAGCAAGUGGUCACCAGCCAAACGUGAAUGGCCUCUUGGUUCACGGGAUGCCUCUACAGCCGAGGAACCUCUCCCUGAUGGAUAAGCUCCUAGAUCUUGAUGACAAGCUACUUAUGAGGCCUGGCUCCAGUUCCAUCCUUUCAAACAGAAAUUGGCCAAACCGAGCCCUGGACCUUAGUACGUCGUCUUUGUCAUAUACAGCACAGUCUGCCAGGAGACGCAACCCCCCACCACGCACCCUUCAUCCGAUCAGCACAAGCCACUCACGUGCUGGGACGCCAUGGCCUGCAGAAGAAAUCCUCAGAGGAUCCCGAGUUGGGCUCUACAGUCCAGCGACUGCAGACACGCUGUCUUCUCCCUCACCGAUGCCCCUGGGUCGGAACAAUCUGCUGCCACCUAUUGGAACAGCUGAAGUAGAACGUCUGAGCAACAUGGGGUCGCAGCGGCCAACAAAAGCCCACGGUGACUCCAGCAGAGCUCGCAGUGCAGUGGUGGACGAGCCAAACCAGCAGCCCCAAGAGAGGCUCCUUUUACCUGUCUUCUCUAGACCCAACACAACUCAGUCAUUUUUGGUCCUCAGUCACAUGGGUCUACAAAACCUCAAAGCAGAGGUGGACCCAUCUCUAGAACCAGGCAGUGACCAAAGGACAAGUGAGAACCCGCAAGGCUGCAGCAGACUGCGAACACAUGGAGUUCAUGCACCAGUGCUCAGGCACCAGAUAAUGCACAGCUCCUACAGACAGCAGCUUGGUCCAUCUUCAAGGGUUAUCUUGGUACAACUGUCCGAGAAACACUAGCGUAUCUGCCAAAGACUGCAUGGGCAAGUGUUCCGUGUCCAGUUACUGUCUUCUUUCAGCUAGUCCACUGGGUAGGAAAGACUGUACCCAAAGACGUGACAAUGAAAAACAGCCCCAAAUCACUGCUCAUGUUGUCUGUAACCAAUCACUAGUCUGAUUUGUAUACAGUUCAGUGAGAGUCCAUACACACGGAUGAUUCAGAUCACUGGCUUCGGAAUAUUUCUACUUAUAUUAAUUUCUGGAGAACUGCACCAUUUUACCAUAUUUUUAGAAGAAAGUGCUGCCAAAAAUCUGAGAUACUCAUCAAAUAAAUGUCAUU
This is a messenger RNA of Microtus ochrogaster (prairie vole), 2943 nucleotides long. It is a transcript of the gene Fam149b1, whose product is annotated as family with sequence similarity 149 member B1. The transcript has 15 exons. Bases 891 to 2624 code for a protein of 577 amino acids. The record is from RefSeq and is a predicted model, not a curated record. NCBI's taxonomy places the organism in Eukaryota, Metazoa, Chordata, Mammalia, Rodentia, Cricetidae. Gene Ontology annotation, biological process: protein localization to cilium; cilium assembly.